AUGCCGCAGGUGGCCACCCCUCUCCGCCUGCUCCUCCCCCUCUCCCAAACCCUAGCGUCGGCCCCCGAGCCUCUCCUCCACCUCUCGCGCCGCCUCCUCUCCUCCUGCCCCGCCUCAUUCGGCCGCGCCGCCAGCCUCCGCGCCCUCGCCUACCGCCGCCGCCGGCACCCCGAACCUCGCCGCGGGAGCAGCACGCUCGGGAAGGCGCCCGCCAAGGAGGAGAUGGACAAGGAGGUGGCGUUCAACAGGAAGCGGGCCGAGGGGAAGGACGGCGCGAAGCGCGGGAGCAUGGAGCUCAAGACCCGCAGGCUCAACCCCGUCAACACCACCUGCUACGUGCAGAUACUUGGUACAGGAAUGGACACACAGGACACUUCACCUUCUAUUUUACUCUUCUUUGACAAACAAAGGUUUAUUUUUAAUGCGGGCGAGGGUCUUCAACGUUUCUGUACUGAACACAAGAUAAAACUAUCAAAGAUUGACCAUAUCUUUUUGACACGCGUGUGCUCAGAAACUGCAGGGGGCCUUCCAGGCCUGGUGCUAACUCUAGCAGGAAUUGGAGAUGAGGGCAUGUCGGUGAACAUAUGGGGACCAUCUGAUCUUGACUUUUUAGCUGGGGCGAUGAGAUCUUUUAUCCCAAAUAGAGCAAUGCUUCACACACACAGCUUUGGUACUGACCAAAAUGCAUCUUCACCACAAUCUAAAGACUCCAUUAUUAUUCUUGAUGAUGAAGUAGUUCGGAUAUCUGCAAUGUUUGUCAAACCAAGGUACCAUAAUGGAAUUGGUAGUUCAAAUGAUAGUGACAUGAAGCCUGGUGAUACUGCUAUAGUAUAUGCCUGUGAGUUGCCAGAAAUUAAGGGAAAGUUUGACCCAUCUAAGGCUGCUGCCCUUGGCCUUAGGGCUGGGCCCAAGUACCGUGAACUUCAACUUGGGAAUUCUGUGCAGUCUGAUCAAUUUGAUGAAAUGGUUCAUCCAAGUGAUGUUCUUGGUCCGUCAAUUCCUGGACCAACUGUUCUUCUGGUGGAUUGCCCCACACAGUAUCAUAUGCCAGAACUUUUUUCACUGCAACCCCUUAGCUGCUUUUAUGAAGAUUCUCCAGAGCAAAGUGGCAAGAAAGUAAAUUGCAUAAUCCACUUAGGUCCAUCAUCUGUGACUAGAUCUGUUGACUAUCAGAACUGGAUGAAAAAAUUUGGUGCAACACAACAUAUCAUGGCAGGACAUGAAAUUAAAAACAUGGAAAUUCCUAUCUUGAAAGGUAGUGCAAGGAUAUCAUCACGCCUCAACUUUGUAUGCCCUCAGCUCUUCCCAUCCUCUGGGUUUUGGUCUGUACAACCUCCAAAUGAUGUCAUGGAGAAUGAUAAGAAUGCUUCAUUGGAAGCCUGUGGAAGUGUGUCUGCGCAAAACCUACUAAAGUUUCACCUGCGUCCGUAUGCUCAACUGGGUUUGGAUAGAGCUUCUAUUCCAAACUUGUUCACCUACAAGGAUAUUGUACAAGAGCUUGUAUCUGAGAUCCCAGAGGUUAGUGAAGUUCCUGAACAGGUUCGCCAAUUCUGGCAAAAUAAUGUGAAUGAUAAAAAUACACUACCACCAACUGGCAAUCGUAUGGUUGAAGAACCAUGGAUCAAUCAAAAAUCAGAUAAGCUAGAUGAUGUCACUCCUUUUCAAGAAAUUGUCUGGGGAAAGCAUCCAAGGGACAGUCAGGAGACCCCUUGUUGUGUGGAGGAUGCAACAAGGGAAGAUAUGGAGAUCACUUUUUUGGGUACAGGUUCAUCUCAGCCUUCAAAAUACCGGAACGUAAGUUCCAUAUAUAUUAACUUAUUUGCACAAGGAGGUAUACUUCUGGACUGCGGUGAAGGAACUUUAGGACAACUGAAAAGGAGAUUUGGUGUAAAUGGUGCCGAUGAAGCUGUAAAAGGUUUGAGGUGUAUUUGGAUUUCCCAUAUUCAUGCUGAUCACCACACAGGGUUGGCUAGAAUUCUUGCUCUAAGGUCUAAAUUGUUAAGGGGGAUGCCUCAUAAACCCUUGCUUGUGAUUGGACCAAGGCCACUUGAGAGAUUCCUAAAUGCAUAUUCAACGCUUGAAGAUCUUGACAUGCAGUUCCUAGACUGCAGGCAUACUUUGAAGUCUAGUGUUGAGGCCAUUCUCAGUGAAAAUGAUACUGAAUCAGCCAUACCUCAACUGGAGAACACAAUGUUUGCCCCUGGAAGUAGAAUGGAGAACUACAACAGGAAGCCUGCAAGUCCAAGGGAUACCACAGCUCUUGCUAAUUUCAAAGAAGUUCUACAGGAAUCAGGUUUAGAGAUUCUGUAUAGUGUCCCUGUACUGCACUGUCCACAGGCAUUUGGAGUUGUUUUCAGGGCCAUGGAGAAAACAAACAGUGCUGGAAAGGUAAUUCCAGGCUGGAAGGUUGUAUAUUCUGGCGACACACGACCAUGUCCAGCUCUUAUAGAUGCAUCCAGAGAUGCCACAGUGCUAAUACAUGAGGCAACAUUUGAGGACAGUAUGAAGGAUGAAGCGAUCGCGCGGAACCAUAGUACAACCAAGGAGGCCAUAGAAGUAGGCACAUCGGCUGGAGCAUACAGGAUAAUUCUGACCCACUUCAGCCAGCGAUACCCAAAAAUCCCAGUUAUCGACGAGGUUGAUAUGAAGAAGACCUGCAUCGCCUUUGACCUGAUGAGCGUAAACCUUGCGGAUCUGCCAGUUGUGCCCAAGGUUCUACCACACCUGAAGGUCCUGUUCAAGGACGAGCUGGUAGUUGACGAGGCCGAUGAGAUCCAAGAGGCUGCUGUGUACUGA
This is a messenger RNA of Miscanthus lutarioriparius, 2796 nucleotides long. Lineage: Eukaryota; Viridiplantae; Streptophyta; Magnoliopsida; Poales; Poaceae. The record is from the annotation of a GenBank genome assembly.